GAAACUGGCCACACUGAUCUUUGCUAAAAGUUUCGCGAACGUUGCAAAACGAGAAAACCAAGCUAAUCCACCCGCGUUCAAAAUGAGCUCCAAGUCCUUAUUCGACAGCGAGGAAGAUGCCGCCCAGGCCAACAAAUUGUCCAGGAAAGCCAAGGAAUCACCCUUCAUGCUAGUGGGUAUUGGCGGAUUCUUAGCAGCUGGACUGAUUGGUGCGUACAAGUACCGGACCCGUGGAACGAUGAGCACCAGUGUGUUUCUGAUGCAGUUGCGUGUGGCGGCCCAGGGAACCGUAGUCGGAUGUCUGACCAUCGGAUUGGCCUACAGCAUGGCCAAGGAGUACCUAUUCGACAAGGCGCCCAAGGAAAAUGCAAAAUCACUGACUAACUGAAGAUCAUCUGGUUGCAUUGCCUCCCUCUCUGAAAAUCAUCCACCAACACAAAUCGGGAUUAUAUUAUAACUCUAUUUAUUGCAUUAUCAAAGAUUCAUACCGAUCAAGAGGGUUAGGAACCCUGGAGGGCUGGACUCGAAGUGUCCUAGGAAUUAGAUAAUGUUUUGUAUACCUGCGUAAGAUUGUGAUAUUGUGUUUGUUUAAUUGUACAAGUUGGACAUCCUAAGAAAGCUGUUAAAAGCGGACGACAAGAUAAUGAAUACCUCUCGCAUGAUAUGAUAUAAUUAAAUAAAACAAUUUAGACUAAAGCGAAAUCAAAACAA
This is a messenger RNA of Drosophila gunungcola (fruit fly), 711 nucleotides long. RefSeq names its product HIG1 domain family member 1A, mitochondrial-like. Gene Ontology annotation, biological process: mitochondrial respirasome assembly. The transcript has 3 exons. NCBI's taxonomy places the organism in Eukaryota, Metazoa, Arthropoda, Insecta, Diptera, Drosophilidae. Gene Ontology annotation, cellular component: mitochondrion. The coding region runs from base 83 to 388 and encodes 101 amino acids. The record is from RefSeq and is a predicted model, not a curated record.